CGUCACCAUAAUCUUGACUCCAACUCUCCAACCACAGACCCAAAUCGUUUUCACUUUCAGAAACAGAAUUCAAAUUAAAAUAUUUUUCUUUUAUUUCCGCAUUUUCCACCACUUCUGUUUCCCAUCCACAGAGGCCUUUCUUCUACCAUUUUCCCACACUUUCCCUUACCAGAAGAUUCCCUGAACUGAAUCACGCAAAGCCGCCUUCUCCAAAUCUUGCGAGCUGCCAGUUCGAAUUCCUCUUCGCCGAGUGUCGCAUGCGUAACCGACCGAGGAUUCGCAGCUCUGCAUCUGCUGGAGUUCGAUUCUCCCUGCAUACCGUGUCGCCGUUGUUUCCGCUGCCCCUGAAUUGCUCACUGCUAGGGUUUCUUCCCCUGGAUUCAUGUUUUAUCUAGCUAAUGGUUAUUCCCCUUCUUGGUCCCGCCUUGGCCCUCAAUUCAGUUGGGCAACUGAUUUCAAUACCUUCGCCGCUGCUGCUUGUUCUUCGCCUCCUAAAUGAUUUUGCAGUCUGCUUCUGCGAGCUUCGACUUCUCCUCCUCUCUAAAUCUUCUACCCCAGCUCUGUCCAUGUAGGAAUUCGUCACUAGCUGCCGGGCAUCCCUGUAAGAGGAGGAGACGAGUCAACUUUAGGCGGGAAUUCGGUUCUCGUGCUUGCGCAAUCCCCAGCGAUAGGUACGGUUAUGGGAACUGCACUGUCAAUAUAGAUGGCUUAGCCAGUUCCGCCAGACGGGGUGCUCAGAGCAUCAUUCUGGAUCGAAUUUCUGACGAGCUGGAGGAUGAAAUCCUGGGGCAGUCUUCGUCUUCGUCUUCCUCGAUGCAGAUGGGAUCCAAGUUUUCCAGUUACCAACAGGAUCCAAUGGUGGAUAAGUUGAGGACUCAGUUGGGGGUCAUUCAUCCAAUUCCGUCGCCUCCCAUUAAUGGGAACCUAGCCUGGUUGUUUGUUUUCUUCUUCUUCGUAGGGGUGGUUUUUGAUAAACUGUGGACCGCGAGGAGGAGGAAAUCGGGGAAUGAAGAUGGCCAGCUCGGGACGUGGCCGCAAGUUCCCACUAGCUUCUCCUUGUUCUUGGAGAAGGAUUUGCAGAGGAAGGAGUCGGUGGAGUGGGUGAAUAUGGUGUUGGGCAAGUUGUGGAAGGUCUACAGAGGUGGAAUUGAGAAUUGGAUCAUUGGAUUGUUGCAGCCGGUCAUCGACGAUCUGAAGAAGCCAGAUUAUGUCGAUAGAGUUGAGAUUAAGCAAUUCUCAUUGGGGGAUGAACCAUUGUCUGUCAGGAACGUAGAGCGCAGGACUUCUCGCAGGGCCAAUGACUUACAGUACCAAAUAGGCCUUCGAUAUACAGGUGGUGCUCGCAUGCUUCUUAUGCUUUCUUUAAAAUUUGGCGUAAUCCCGGUUAUGGUCCCAGUCGGUGUUCGGGACUUCGACAUUGAUGGUGAACUUUGGGUCAAACUAAGGUUGAUCCCAACAGCACCUUGGGUUGGAGCUGCUUCUUGGGCUUUUGUUUCACUCCCACGGAUCAAGUUUGAAUUAUCACCUUUCCGCUUAUUCAACUUGAUGGAUUCUGAUACAAGUUUCUUUUCUUUUUGCAUGGUUCCUGCAACAUCAGCUAUUCCUGUUCUCUCUAGGUUCUUGACAAAACUUCUCACUGUGGACUUGCCUCGAUUGUUCGUGCGUCCAAAGAAGAUUGUUUUGGAUUUUCAGAAGGGAAAAGCAGUUGGCCCUGUGUCAGCUGGUUCACAAGCUAGAGAAACGCAAGAAGGAAACAGGGAUUUCGUUGGUGAAUUAUCAGUGACUCUUGUGGAUGCUCGGAAACUUUCUUACCUCUUAUAUGGUAAAACUGAUCCAUAUGUUGUUUUACGUCUGGGGGAUCAAACAAUACGCAGUAAAAAGAACAGUCAAACAACAGUAAUUGGACCGCCUGGCGAGCCAAUCUGGAAUCAGGAUUUUCAUUUGCUUGUUUCGAACCCUAGGAGUCAAAAACUCAUUGUCCAAGUGAAAGACUCUCUUGGAUUCAGAGACCUGACCAUCGGUACGGCAGAGGUUGAGUUGGUGUCUCUGCAAGACACAGUGCCAACAGAUAGGAUUGUCCUUUUGCAAGGGGGUUGGGGACUAUUCGGGAAGGGAUCUGCGGGAGAAGUACUGGUUCGGCUAACAUACAAGGCAUAUGUCGAGGAUGAAGAUGAUGACAAGGCUGUGGAGACGGAGUCGGUUGACACGGACACUUCAGAUGAUGAAGUGAACUCUGAUGAACUCGAUGCAAUCUAUGAACCUGCAGAUCAAAGGGAUUUACUAAAUGGAACAGACAAAGAAUCCUUCAUGGACGUUCUUGCUGCCCUGAUUGUGAGUGAGGAAUUUCAAGGGAUUGUAGCAUCAGAGACGGGAAACAUUAGAGCAAUGGAUGAUCCAUCGAAUGGGGGCCCCACGCUUCCUAGGCCCUCAGGUAUGAGUGCUGAAUCACUGCCAUCUAGUUCAAGCCAGAGUUCUGAAGGUUCAGGAUCUGUGUUGCUGGGUCUUGCUGCAAUUACAAGCAUAUUAGUUCUAAUCUCUCUUAGUAUGACGAGCGGAUCAAAUCUUUUCAAUCCGUGAAUGUACAAGGUAAAGAAGCUCUGCCUCUACUUGGUAUUCGAGUUCGUGGAGCAAUCAAGGUCUCUCCGCUUGUAGUAAGGACGGGCUCCAUUGAGUAGAGGAAACUGAUGAUUCUGCUUGAAGUGUUAGCCUACUCGAUCUCGUCUUGAGGUGUAUAUACGCCAGAGGAACGUUUUGACUGGGCAGCAUAGACAAUGCACACAGGAAAGUUUUGGUUUCGCAGUUAACCCUUCGGUGUUGGAUACACAAUUGUAGUUUUAUGGUAGGCUACGAAGACCGUAAGACUGUGCACUGUCACUUAGUUGAGUUGUUGCAGAGGUUUUUAUUUAUAGAUGAUUAAGCUGUCAAUACGUGCGGAACCGGGAAAUGAGAAUGGGCAUUGCGCAACUAGCACUGCCCCACGGACCCGACAAGCAGUUUCUCCAUGUACAAAACUUCCAACACUAGGAUUGUGACGGUGAGAACCAUAAAUAAUAGGGAAGGAAUAAAAUAAUAGGGAAGGAAUAACCGUAACUUGCAUUUUUAGGUCGAUCUCAUAUAGAAUUAGGUCGACCUAAUUUGUCGUUUCAAUCUUGUACUAGAAUGCAGCUUAUUUCGUAACAACUUUGAGCCUUUUGUUUGAAACCUUCAAGAUAUGCAAUAUUUCAUCCCA
Linum tenue is the source of this 3229-nucleotide messenger RNA. NCBI's taxonomy places the organism in Eukaryota, Viridiplantae, Streptophyta, Magnoliopsida, Malpighiales, Linaceae. The record is from the annotation of a GenBank genome assembly.